AUUUACUUUCUGUGAACUGGCGUGGUGAAUGAGUGUUCCUGAAACAGGCUAACUAGCAGACCCUGUUCGGAGGCCGUCUUUCCAGCGAGGCCAUGGCAGAUUUUUCGCUUGCUGAUGCCAUCCCAGAUGAUGUUACUGGUGAGGUAUCUAAAACAGGGAACACCAGACCCUCUGCGCCUGGUGGAAGUGCUCCACCAGCAACUAACCCAGGAUGGCCUGGGGCUGCCCCUGGAGGCCCAGUGCAGCCCUCAGCUCCUGGAGGCUUCCCUGGUGGCCCCCAGUCAGGUCCAGGGGCUCCUAGCCCAUUCCCCGGCGGUCCACCCAAUGCAGGACAUUUCCCUUCUGGCCCUGGAGCACCGUAUCCUGGAGCUCCAAGUGCCCCAGGUGGGUAUCCGCCUGGACCUGGGGUGCCAGCACAGUUCCCCUCCAGCCCUGGUGCCCCUGGACAGUUCCCGCCAAUGCCUGGUCAGUACCCACCAGGAGUAGGUGGCCCUGAACAGUUCCCAGGUGGGGCGCCCAUGCCAUAUCCAUCGGGACAGUUUCCCCCGACUCCGGGAGGACCGCCAGGCUCCUGCCCUAAUGUGCCUUACCCGGGAGGACCUCCUGGACCUGGGAUGUUUGGACCAGGAGGCAUUGGUGCCUUUCCUCCUGCGCCAGGUCAUGGUCCUGGGUUUGCAGGUGCAGCCUUCCCCCCUGUCCCUCCAGGUUCAUGGGGUGCGCCUAGUGGAGGCUUCCCUCCACAACCAGGUCCUCCUGGUGGAUACGGUCCGGGUCCAAUGGGGCCGUUCGGAGGGCCCGGUGCUCCUGGAGGCAUGUUGACAGUGCCAUACGAACUGCCUCUCCAUGCUGGCAUAAUGCCACGCCUUUUGAUCACCAUAGUGGGGGAACCAGUCCCUGGAGGAGAAAGGUUCAAUGUAGAUUUUGUGAAAGGCCCAGAUGUGGUUUUCCAUUUCAACCCUCGUUUCCAUGAACAGACAGUUGUCCGAAACUCUAACUUAGGAGGCUACUGGGGACCAGAAGAGAGAGAAGGAGGUUUCCCCUUUGUCCAGGGAAGACAAUUUGAGCUGAAGAUCCUGGUGGAGCAGGAUAUGUUCAAGGUUGCUGUGGAUGGAGUGCAUUUGCUGGAGUAUGAGCACAGAGUCGGGGGGCUGGAAGAAGUCACACUUUUGCGUGUGGCGGGAGACGUCAAUCUCUACAGUGUGGCCCCAAGCAUGAUCUAACACACACACACACACACACACACACAGACAGACCACUGAAUUCUACCAGACCUUUCACCCACAACAAAAGAAGCACCAUGUUUUUAAUACGUAUAGAUCAAAUUGUCCUGUACAACUUUUCCUCUUCUGGGUUCCAAUUAAAAGAAAUUGGGCUUAAUCAAGAUAUUUUGCACCUCUGAUGCAGAUAUGCUCUGCAGUAGGGGUCAUUAACCUGUCUAUACUGUCUAGACUGAUGCCAAUAAGAGUGUCUUCCCCUCCACCAGCACCUGAAACUUUCACUCGGUCUUCACAUCUAUGUCAUGCAGAUGAAUUGGCAUGCUCUGAAGUGCAAGCACAGGGAAACUCAUCCACUUGUGGCAAUUAGGAAUUUUAGAGCCCCUGUAUCAGAGGUCAACGAACCUUCUGAAAGGCCACAUGGCACGAGGGGUUUUGAUCCAACGCAACACAAGCGUAUCCUGCUUCAUCUAAUAAAGGCUCUCAGGAGCUGCAGAAAGGAGGAAUGUGUUGGAUUAAGAUGUGAACAAAGUUCCACAAGAGCGUGGUGUUCCUACCCCUGUUCAGCAUCACAUAACAGUGCCCAUGGCUGACUGCAUGACUAUAGCGUUGGGCCGUUAAAAUAAAAGGGCCUUAAAAUUUCAAUUUUUGUUCCCUGUCCUUUUUCCCCUCACAGUGUUAGUAGUUCAUUAAUAUUAGCGUGGCUCAGUCUUUGACCCCAAACAUUAUGCAUGUUUACCAAGAAAUAGCAGAUCAUAAGAUAGAACUGAUUCAUUAUGUUAAGAGCAGUGUAAAUUUAAAUUAAUACAGAAUGGUUACCCUGUGCAUGAUCCUAUGCUGUUUCACCAAAAUAUAACACCAUAGAAAUAUAUGGUGAUGAAGUGAAUUGCUUGAUUUUGAUUUAUAGUCUAAUGGAUUUCCCUUUUUACUGAAGCAAAUCUAUCUUCAUAGUUAUAGCAGAAAACCAUAUGCUGUUAUCUUUUUUCCUGACCUCUUGUAAGCAGUGUUUAAUAUUUUUUAAACAUUUUUUGUGAAAUAGAAUCACAGCUGUCGAUAUGACUUCUUGAUUUCACUGCAUUGAUACAUGUCAUAAACUGAAAUUAGUGGACAAUAGAGAAUGUUUGCCAAAGACAGUCAAAUGAGUUAGGAUUUGUUUUGA
Messenger RNA from Chanos chanos (milkfish), 2373 nucleotides. It is a transcript of the gene lgals3a, whose product is annotated as lectin, galactoside binding soluble 3a. Gene Ontology annotation, cellular component: immunological synapse; nucleus; cytoplasm. Bases 93 to 1220 code for a protein of 375 amino acids. The record is from RefSeq and is a predicted model, not a curated record. The transcript has 6 exons. Gene Ontology annotation, molecular function: laminin binding; disaccharide binding; IgE binding. Lineage: Eukaryota; Metazoa; Chordata; Actinopteri; Gonorynchiformes; Chanidae. Gene Ontology annotation, biological process: monocyte chemotaxis; negative regulation of endocytosis; eosinophil chemotaxis.